AUGCAUUCAUUGGGAUCAACAGGAAUACGUACAUUUCAAACUGAAUAUGAUAUAACACAAGCUGAACGACGAAAUCAAAAUAUGAUGGAUCAUUUAGUGAGAGACAGUAAUGGGUUUGGAAGAGCUGAUUAUGCCUUUGGUAGAACUGCUCGUAAUGAUGCUUUCCAAACAAGUCCAUUAAUUCGUUUUGGUAAACGGUACAUGAUGGAUGAUGAACAUUCAGAAGUAAUAGCACACCUUCUACAGCAAUACCUUCAACAACAACAAUACUUUGAUCAAUCAAAUCGUUCUCCUCGUUAA
Brugia pahangi is the source of this 300-nucleotide messenger RNA. Lineage: Eukaryota; Metazoa; Nematoda; Chromadorea; Rhabditida; Onchocercidae. The record is from the annotation of a GenBank genome assembly.